This is a messenger RNA of Brassica napus (rape), 1470 nucleotides long. RefSeq lists its product as uncharacterized. The record is from RefSeq and is a predicted model, not a curated record. Lineage: Eukaryota; Viridiplantae; Streptophyta; Magnoliopsida; Brassicales; Brassicaceae. Bases 1 to 1470 code for a protein of 489 amino acids. The transcript has a single exon.
AUGAAUCGGCCACGAAAGAAGAAGGAGUCUUCCCUUCUACACGAGCUGAAGGAGCUGGAGCUAUUGGAGGAAGGAGAGCUAGUGGAUAUCCCAGAGCUUGAAAACGACGAUUUGCUGGAGGAAAACUCGAUGAGUGUCAUUGUCAGGUGUCUGAACCCUACGGUCCAUAAGGUGGGAGGAUUAGUGAAGGCGCUUCCUCCGAUCUGGGGCCUAGAGGACUGCGUAAGAGGAAGAGGAGUAGGUGAGGACAGGGUUCAGUUCAUCUUUCAAAACAACAGAGACCUUCACCAUGUGCUAACUAAAGGCCCAUGGUUUGUAAAUGGCUGGAUAGUCUCUCUUGAUCAAUGGAUCCCUAACCCUGGACCAGAGUUUCUCUGUAGAAUACCCUUCUGGAUCAGAAUAAAAGGUAUUCCGAUUCACCUCCUCAAAAAGCAAGCGGUGGAGAGUCUUAUGGGACCACUGGGGAAGGUGGAAAAAGUGGAACUUCACGCAAAACACUCCUCCUCAGUGGAAUACAUUAGAGCUUUGGUAUGGAUUAAUACGGAGGAACCAAUUCAAUUUCGACGAACGGCGAGAUUCAAAUCAGGGGAAAUUGUUCCAACCGAGCUGGAGUAUGAGAAGCUGCUGAAGGUGUGUUUUACUUGUAAAAGGCUCACGCAUGAUCAACUCUAUUGUCCCUUACAGGUAGGACAAGCGGAGAACCCCCAACUUUCCAGUGAUAGAGGCAGAAGAGAUUCCAGAGUUUUAGGUCCACGGGGGGUGGAUCAGCUGGGGGAAAGAGCCGCCAAACGUAGAGCUCAGGAAGGACACUGCAGCAUAGGAGAUCGUAAGUUGGGAGAUAGAAAAGGAAAGAGUGUGGCAGGGGGCAAUUCACAAGUCUGGAAACCAAAGAAAACUCAGCCAUUGACUCAGAGAGGACAUAGGAGGUCAAAGAGCACAGAAGAGUCGUCAGCUAUUCCAAAAAGUGACAGUCUUUCUCAGGGAAAGAUUAUAUCGGCCUCCUCCUCUGGGGCCAGUCAGGGCUCUCCUUCGGUCUUCAACAGAUUAAGCGGUCUGAAAGAUAACACCCCUAACCUGAUUAUCCCCUCAAGAGAGAUAUCGGAAGCAGACAAGAUUUCUCCCUCGGUGUUUGAAAGAUUGGGAGAGCAAGGGAUAGGUUCACCCUCAGGAAGUAGGAGAGUUUCAUUGAUACCCAGUGGAAAUAAAAGAAGGCGCCUAAGUGGUAGUGAUGAAAGAAACUCUAAGAAGGCGAAACCAAACGGGGAGAGUGAAGAAGUGUCUCCUUCAGUCUUUGAAAGAUUGGGGUCGCACGGAAAAGGCUCUGGAAGUAGAAGUUCAGGGGAGAAGAUUCAUUCUGUCAUUAUGACAGCCAAUGUUACUAACCAUUCUGCUCAGCGGAUAGUGUUAGGAAGCGGUAAAGUUGUUGAAGAAGGGUUGAUGGUUAAUACCAACCCUUCGAAGCAAAUAUGA